This is a messenger RNA of Dictyostelium discoideum AX4, 450 nucleotides long. RefSeq lists its product as hypothetical. Bases 1 to 450 code for a protein of 149 amino acids. Lineage: Eukaryota; Evosea; Eumycetozoa; Dictyosteliales; Dictyosteliaceae. The record is from RefSeq and is a predicted model, not a curated record. The transcript has 3 exons.
AUGUUUGGAAAAUUAAAAAAAAGUCAAUCCAGUAAAACAUUAGGAACCUUAAAUUAUCAAACCUAUGAUAAUAAUUAUAAAGAUACCAAUUAUUUAACAUCAAGAUGUUUUUUAACACCAUCAUUAGUUUUAAUAAGUGGUGAUAAUCAAUGUAUGAAUCAAUAUUCAAAUGAAAAAGUUGUAGUAAAAAUUACAAAUACAUAUGUGGAAAUUAUGGAAAAAACAAAUUUAGUUGUUAUAAAAACUUUUUUAUUAAGAGAUGUUAAAGAAUUUAUUUUUAAUGGUCAAUUUUGGGAAAUUAUAUGUAGAAAUUCUCAAGGAGAAUUUGUAACAUAUAGUUUCAAUGUUUCAAAAGCACAUAUUUUACAAUCAAAAGUAAUGGAAUUUCUUAAACAAGUACAAAAAGAGGAAGACCAUAAUAGUGAAUUCAUCCCAAAAAUUGUUUAUUAA